GUUUUGGACGGUCAAGCGCUCUGCCCGCGCUGUUCGAUCAACGAGUAUGAAAAAAGAAUCUGCAAUGGCUAAGAGACUUAUUUUCAUUGUGAUGACCGACUUCUGCUGCUGGAUACCUAUAAUAAUUAUCAGCAUUUUGUCCCUGACAGGAAAUUUCUACGAUCCGGACAAAAUUGCCUUCGUGUGGAUCGCAGUGUUUGUUCUUCCGCUCAACUCUUCCCUUAAUCCAAUCCUGUAUACAUUUUCGACAGAGAGAACGAAACAAAGCUUAGCCAGAAAGAGGAAAAAUAUUACUGGCAUGGUUAUGAAGUCUUUGAAUAGUCGCGCUGGAGAUCAAUCUAUGGACUGCCUGAGAACAAAUGCUGAAAACACUUUAGUCUCCAUUGCUGAAUCCAGUCCCCGGCCGAUUAAAAAAAUUGUGGAAAAACAGGAACAGCAAAGGAAACUAGUGAAGACUAGGUUAAAGCUGAUCGAGGUAGUGGAUAUCUUUCAAGAAGAUACCAUAGGAAAGCGUUCAACGGGUUACGUCACAGCUUGGUGCGAGGAAGAAGGAGUACUUGGUAUGGUAUUACUGAAGUACUUCGGAAAGGAAAUGAAGGAAGACUGGACUCGAGAGAUCGAUAUAGUUGAAGGUCUUUCUAGUAGUGAAGACCCGCAAGACAAUCUUCUUCAUUAUCGCUGGCACUCUAAAGCGUCUGAACAGAGUAUUGAACAUGGCAAGAAGAAGAUUCAUGGCAUACAAGGAAGUAGUUGGCUCAUUUGUUACGAUUUUGAGUCGAGCUCCACUUUGGAAGAUUUUCUUUCGGAGAAAGGAAUUUUUAUCAACUUCGACGCGGUAUGCGCUGUAGUUUGUGACGUCAUCACCGCUAUAGAACAUCUUUUGAAUCAUGGAAUAUCUCAUAACAACAUCACAACUGGCAACAUUUUGAUCAGGCAUUGUCCAAGAGUACCUCCGAUCAAAGCCGUUCUGGGUGGAUUUUCUCAAGCGUCUAAAGCAGAUGACGCAGGUGCGUUCACAAACUCGGCAGCCGACGAACAGAGUUGCUAUAGCCACGACAUAAAGCAGUUCGGACAUUUACUAGCAACCUUACUAGGACACUGCCAUGGCUCCAGUGAAUACGUUAAGUUGCAUGAGAUUAUGAACCUGUGUUUCGAGGAUACAGAGGAGAAGAGGCCUACAGCACGUUACAUCCGCGAAGUAUUGGAAGAAACCUGGUGCACUGAGGGGGUUUGGGAUACAUACCUAUGAGGAAACUAAAGAAAAAAAUCGAAAUUAGCUUUCCAAUCGCAUUUGGUACCGAGUUUGAAAUGGUUGUAUUAGUGACACCAUCGAUUUCUCUGAGUAUUCGGGUCAGUUUUUUUUCUCAUUUUUAACUUGCGUUUACUGAAACAAGAAACGCUUUUCGGCGAUUUGCCUAACAUCGAAAAAAUUUAUUGCUUUGCUGCUUUCUAUUAUGUGCAGGGUGCUGCGUGGGUUAUUAUGAUGGGAAACUGAUAGAAAGUCAGCAGUUCAUUUCAAAAUAAUUUAUACAAUAGCUGCUCA
Pocillopora damicornis (cauliflower coral) is the source of this 1543-nucleotide messenger RNA. RefSeq lists its product as uncharacterized. NCBI's taxonomy places the organism in Eukaryota, Metazoa, Cnidaria, Anthozoa, Scleractinia, Pocilloporidae. The record is from RefSeq and is a predicted model, not a curated record. Gene Ontology annotation, biological process: protein phosphorylation; G protein-coupled receptor signaling pathway. Gene Ontology annotation, cellular component: membrane. Gene Ontology annotation, molecular function: G protein-coupled receptor activity; ATP binding; protein binding.